Molecule: messenger RNA, 2016 nt
Organism: Punica granatum (pomegranate)
Lineage: Eukaryota; Viridiplantae; Streptophyta; Magnoliopsida; Myrtales; Lythraceae
Source: RefSeq, a predicted model, not a curated record
GCAACCGAAAAAAAAAAAAAAAAAAGAGGAAGGAAAGGUAGCGUAUUGGUCGUCUCCUUCCUCUCGACGCUCCAUCUCUCCUCAAUCGAGAGGGUUUCUGCAAGUCUGCUGAAGUAAUCAAACCUUCCCAGGGCUUCAAUUCAGCUCAAGCUUCUGUGUGAGGGUGGUGGCAAACAUGCCAGACGUGCAGUCCCUCGUGAUUGAGUUCGUUCUCAAGCUCAAGAAACGUAAGGUUGAGGGCUCGCAGGCAACGGCGAGGCAGACGGCUGUGCUGCUCCGUUCGGUCAUCUCGCAGCAGCGAAUUGGAUAUACCAAUCAAGCUGGUGCUUUAAUUGAUGCCGUCAAGGCAGUUGGAGAGCAGUUGGUUGCCGCAAAUCCUGUCGAGCUUGCUGUUGGUAAUAUUGUCAGGCGUGUAUUGCAUAUAAUUAGGGAGGAGGAUCUUUCACUCACUACUGCUGCUAUGGCGGGGUUGAACUUGUCGGCUGUAAGUGAUGACGAUGAUGAUAACGAUCAAGAUGAUCACCCGGUUUUAUCAGCUGCUGCUGUUGCCGCUGCAGCGAGGAGCACUUUGCGUCCUCCUUCCUUGCAAACCCUUUUAGAGGAUAUGCCCGACCCAGCGGCUGUUCCUCACACUUCUUCAUCAGGGGGUGAUUCUGAAGAAAAAAGCAAAUCUGCUGACAAAAGCUCAAGAAGUCGGAAGCUGAAGCAUGAUGUCAUUGAAGCAGUCAAUGAACUUAUUGAAGAUAUUGACACUUGCCAUGAGCAGAUCGCUGAGCAAGCAGUGGAGCAUAUUCAUCAUAAUGAGGUGAUAUUGACACUCGGCAGUUCAAGGACAGUUCUCGAAUUUCUGUAUGCUGCGAAGGAGAAGAAAAGAUCAUUUCGGGUAUUUGUUGCAGAGGGUGCUCCCAGAUAUCAAGGGCAUCUUCUUGCAAAAGAAUUGGUUGCCAGAGGUCUUCAAACAACAUUGAUUACUGAUUCCGCUGUAUUUGCUAUGAUUUCUCGAGUGAACAUGGUCAUAGUCGGAGCUCAUGCAGUGAUGGCUAAUGGAGGGGUUAUAGCACCUGUAGGGCUAAAUAUGGUUGCACUAGCAGCUCAAAGGCAUGCUGUUCCUUUUGUUGUACUUGCUGGAAGUCACAAGUUGUGUCCUCUCUAUCCACACAAUCCAGAGGUUUUGCUUAAUGAGUUAAGAUCACCUUCGGAGCUCCUCGAUUUUGGGGAGUUCUCGGAUUGCAUGGACUUCGGAAGUGGCUCGGGCUCACCACUAAUUCAUGUUGUAAACCCUACAUUCGACUAUGUUCCUCCAAAGCUUGUCAGUCUAUUCAUAACUGACACAGGAGGGCACAACCCUUCGUACAUGUAUCGGCUUAUCGCAGACUAUUAUUCUGCUGAUGAUCUGGUUCUACAGAGGAAAGCGGCUGCAAGCAAUUGAGCGUGAGAUCCAUUUUCUGCUUUCAGUAAGUAGUACCUACACAUUAGGCCUCAUCGUGCACAUUUUCACGUUAGCUCACUAAGCAAUUGAUGUUGUAUGGCAUUGCCCAUGUUUCAUACAAAACAAUAAGUCUAGGAAGAAGCAUUCUGUUUGCAUGAUUAACCCGCAAAGAGAAAAAGCUUUCUAUCUCUAAUUAACUGUGAUAGACUCGAUACUAGAUACGGGAGAUGACUGCUGGAUGAGGUGGCAUGCAUAGGUACGAUGAUUUGCUGUUCCUGGAGAUACCAAGUUAACAAGGACUGUGCAAUGACAUUGUUGAACUGCAGAAUUGGAAAGUUGAGAGGAGAGAAGUGAAGAUUCCCAGUUUUGGUAGGAUAAGAGCUGUAACUAAAAAGAUAGAAAUGUUGAGGGGCUUAAUAAGACAAAAAGGGGUUUGAAUCAUAUGACCCUUUUUUUCUUUUCUUUUCUUUUCUUUUCUUUUCUUGGAGGUGAGUUGUGCUGUUGAGUAGGCGACAGAGUUUUGCCUCUCUGUAGAAUUGAGAUGAUGAAAAUUUCUAAAAUGCCUGAGAUUUCCCCGUCUUUUAUAA